This is a messenger RNA of Cylindrotheca closterium, 1815 nucleotides long. The record is from the annotation of a GenBank genome assembly. Lineage: Eukaryota; Bacillariophyta; Bacillariophyceae; Bacillariales; Bacillariaceae.
AUGCCACCACCGCACCCUCGUUCCAUUUGGAAUCCCGCUGCUGAAAUCCCUUCCACCACUCAAGUUCGACCUUGUUCUUCCUAUGAGGAUGAUGAUGAUCAUCAUCAUCAUCAUCAUCAUCAUCAAGAAACAACCAAUGAUGCCGCUUGUUUUCCAGAACAAGAAGCCGCUCGAAUGGCGGCUCUGAAACGGCUUCGACACAAACUGGUCACUCAAUGUGCAAAGCAACAACACAAUGCUAAGCCACCCACUCUAGCCAUGGAGCGAUGGUUGUCUCGAGAAUCCUUGCAACGAGAGCUCUCAACGACAACAACGAAAGAAGACGGCGUCAUCAAGGAUCCAAUUCUUCCAUCCACUGGCAUUGUGGACGAUGGCCUAGUGAAAGACUUGUCCCGCAACAUGGAAUACACAGAGGCACAAUCGAUAGCUGAAACAUUGGCCAGUGACGCCAAGACUGCUGCGGAACGAAUAUCCAAGCUUAGUGGCACCAGAGAAUCAUCAUCACCAUCAUCAUCCAACAACAACACCGCCGUGAAGGCUGAGCUAAAAGCGUGUACCAAGGCACUCAAAAAGGCUUCCAAAGCCGUACAAAAGAAUCUACAAACAAAUGGCAAUGACGACAGUGAUGAAUCAUCAUCAUCUUCUUCUUCCAACGAGCUUCAAAAGUCGCUGACAGCCUUGCACGAAGCCACCCAACAACUGGACACAUGCCGCCAAAAGAUUCAACGGAUCCAAGAUUAUGCCACCAACAAGAACAUUGUUUUGGAUAAUUCUCGUCGACCUGGUAUCUGCGAUGUCAUGUUGUUGCAAGCGGAUGGAACCCCCAAAAAGCCCUAUCUGACCAUUUCCAUGAACCAUCUCAUCAAAUUUGUCCAGCUCUGGCAGUUUCAAAAUCAUUCCACUUCUAGUAAGGUUUCAAAGAUGAUUAGCCCCAAAAGCAUUGCCCAAUCUCCCAUGACCGCAAUUAUGGAAAUGCCCGAUGGCAGCAGCUUUCUUCGAUAUCUUUACUGUUGUUUGAGUCGAUACGAAAUGAUCAAGGGAGCUGGGUACCAAUGCGCCAUGCCACCCAUUGCCUUUGACGCGGCCAAUAUGGAGUUGGGUCUGGGUACCACGGUGGAAUGCUUUGCCAGUCCCUUUAAUUGUCGCUACAAACACUAUUGCUCGGCCUUUCCCGAUUUGGAACGCAAAUUUGGAUCGUUGGGUUCCUUUUUUGACGACUCUUCCUUUUUCCCCUCGAAUGGUUCCUUUGAAGCGAAUCCACCCUUUGUUCCCGAACUCAUGUGGGCCAUGAAUGCCAAGUUGGAACGAAUCUUGUCACAUGAGAAUGCCAAGGCAUUAUCCUUUUUGGUGAUUGUACCAGUUUGGGGAGCCAAUGGGAUUGGCAAUGUGGAAGAAUUGGAAGCUUCCAAAUAUUGUGUGGCAUCCAGUCGUAUAGCAGCGGCCGAUCAUUCCUUUUGCGAUGGCGCCCAGCACAAGGCAUUGAAACAAGAGUUGCGUCCAAGUUCGUGGGACACGGCCGUCAUUUUGUUGCAAACCCCUCAAGGAAGUGAGGAGUGGCCAGUCUCGCAGAGCAAGCUGGAGAGUGUCUUUUGCGCAGCCUUGAAGAAAUCCAAGACUCGGUCGUCUUUGGCGGAUUGGGAACGACGUGGAGUGGGAAAAGGUGGCAGUGGUGGCGGUGGUACGAGUACGAGUACGAAUAGACACCACCAUCAAGAGGGCAAUACGAAAAGACCUUAUUCUUCAACCACUACUACUGCCCCGUCAUCAUCAAUAUCACCAAGGUCGAGUUUCCGGGGGAAAAAGACCAAAUUCUAA